AUGGAUCAAGAAGAAAGAGGAAGGAAACGCAUUUUCAAAAAAAAAAAAUGGAUCAAGAAGAAAGAGCGCAACCCGCCCCGCCUCCUCGGCGUCUGCGUCGGCUACCCCGGCAGGUAUCGUUUCGUGCCUCUCCCGCGGCAGCCCCCGGAGCUCGCCGUCCCCAUACGCCGCGCGACCUCCUCCUGCGACGCCGCCUUCGCUCGCAGAUGCCCGCGAAUCAAGAACUGCCGGAAUGGUCGCCUCAUCAUCGAGGUCUUCCACGCCGGCAGAUUCGAUCACCCCCUCGUGGUGCCGCUUCUCGCCGGUGAGUCUUCAACCGUCCUCCCACAGAUCCGGCCCCACCGUGACCGCUGGGUGCAGGGCACUCAAACGGGAUUCACUGAGAUGUUCCUACCCGAGGAUGGGGGCCGCGACGGCAUCACCUUGGUGAAUCUGUGGAAGGACUGGCCAAAAGUGUAUGCGGAGGUGUGCGUCCUUGGAUCUGGCAGCUCUGGCCUCCCUGCCAGGGGCUCGGCAGAGAUAGAGCUCCCUGAUGACAUCGUCUUCCAUGAAAUGCUACCACCCAUCCAUGGCAAAGUCUUCAUGGUGACCAACUUAGGGUACACCUUGGGUCUAGAUUUAGCCACCAGGAUCCUUUUCACCCUGGAGCUACCAGUUGGAGUGCGGGGCAACUAUAUGCUCUCAUGUGCGGAAGAUUCCGGUCUCUAUCUCCUCAGUGCAGACGGGUUUCAGCUCAGUGUGUGGCUCCAUCGGAUGUCGGGCAAUGAUGGCGCAGGCUGGCUGCUGGUCGACACAUUUUGUGUCAGUGUGGGUCAGGCAUGCACACCUCGCGCGGAGGACAGUUGGGUUCCUCACGAUGUUUGCCUUGAUGUUGUCACGGUCGGGGACAAUGCUGACUUUGUGUUCUUAGAUCACCCAGCAAGUGGUGCUCUCUUUUAUGUUCAUCUGAGGAGCAGGGUGGUUGAGAAGGUCUAUCAGAGGGGGGCAGAUGAAUGUGGGUAUAAACGUGCGACUGCUGGCCACGUACGUGUCUCUCCUGUUAUGAUGAUCUGGCCGCCUAUCUUCCCAGCGCGGAACGUGAGACGUGAAGAAUGA
This is a messenger RNA of Triticum dicoccoides, 1095 nucleotides long. RefSeq lists its product as uncharacterized. Bases 1 to 1095 code for a protein of 364 amino acids. The record is from RefSeq and is a predicted model, not a curated record. The transcript has a single exon. Lineage: Eukaryota; Viridiplantae; Streptophyta; Magnoliopsida; Poales; Poaceae.